AUGGAGGGGCUUACGCAGGGAACAGCAGGAGAGAGUGAAACUGAUUAUAUGACGCAAAACACACCUGCGUCGCAGAUUGACGGAGAAAAUGAGGAUCUACAAGUCGGCCAUUACAGCAAAAAUCGCAGUGAUAUGGAUGUUUUGGUUGCACAGUUACUUUCUAGAUGGUGGUACGUGUUGCCAGAUUGGCCGCCUGCCAACUAUAACUACCGAGAACAGUUGGAAAAGCGCAGGCUGAAAUGUUAUCCCAUUACUGAGUUCGAGGAUCACGAAAACGUGGAUGCAAAUGGGUAUACAAAGUGCUACCAAAUAUCAGCCUUCCCGGGUGUUUUUCGUGACUUUAAAGGCGUUGCACAUGAUCUGAGACCGCUGGAGGGUAAGCCCUGCUACAACAACUUGAUACAGAAGAGCAAAGAGGAACUCAUCAGUUUGAUCAAGACUGCCAUCAAAAAACAAAUUGAGAUAUUGUCAGCUAGUCAAUAUGACGACAGUGCUCUCAUAAAACAUUUGAAGGAGGUUAGAUGA
Messenger RNA from Babesia sp. Xinjiang, 525 nucleotides. RefSeq lists its product as uncharacterized. Lineage: Eukaryota; Apicomplexa; Aconoidasida; Piroplasmida; Babesiidae. The record is from RefSeq and is a predicted model, not a curated record. The transcript has 4 exons. The coding region runs from base 1 to 525 and encodes 174 amino acids.